AUGGGUCACCAACAGUUCUACUGGAGCCACCUGCAAAAAUUUGCUCGCUCUUGCUGCGUGUGUUCAAAGAAAUAUGGCCUUAACGUGUGCCGGCAGUAUUUCCAUCAGAACGCGAAGGAUAUAGGCUUCAUUAGGUUGGACUAA
Molecule: messenger RNA, 144 nt
Organism: Ictidomys tridecemlineatus (thirteen-lined ground squirrel)
Lineage: Eukaryota; Metazoa; Chordata; Mammalia; Rodentia; Sciuridae
Source: RefSeq, a predicted model, not a curated record